Molecule: messenger RNA, 2516 nt
Organism: Megalops cyprinoides (Indo-Pacific tarpon)
Lineage: Eukaryota; Metazoa; Chordata; Actinopteri; Elopiformes; Megalopidae
Gene: pfkpa
Product: phosphofructokinase, platelet a
Exons: 23
Coding region: 152-2512 (786 amino acids)
Biological process (GO): fructose 6-phosphate metabolic process; fructose 1,6-bisphosphate metabolic process; canonical glycolysis
Cellular component (GO): 6-phosphofructokinase complex; membrane; cytoplasm
Molecular function (GO): fructose-6-phosphate binding; 6-phosphofructokinase activity; identical protein binding
Source: RefSeq, a predicted model, not a curated record
GCGAAGUACCGGUGCGAGCGGGCGAAAUAGGAGGGGGGGUAGCAUCGUAGCGACGAGUGCUGCUACGCACCGCAACGAUUUACCGCAUUUAAAUUGUAUUUAUGUGACAUUCAGAAACCAAAUUUGACUUUGUAUUUUGCCAUCACAAAACAUGCCUGAUCACAUAAAAUUCUUCGAGAGUCUCUCCGGUGCGGGGAAAGCCAUCGCCGUGCUGACGAGUGGAGGGGAUGCUCAAGGCAUGAAUGCUGCAGUUCGUGCUGUGGUCCGCAUGGGCAUCUAUGUGGGAGCCAAGGUAUACUUCAUUCAUGAGGGCUAUCAAGGAAUGGUAGAUGGUGGAGAUAAUAUAAAAGAGGCCACAUGGGAAGGUGUCUCAAGCAUGCUGCAAGUGGGCGGCACGGUCAUAGGCAGCGCCCGCUGUAAGGAGUUCCGCACGCAUGAGGGCCGUCUGAAGGCUGCCCACAACCUGGUGCAGCGGGGCAUCACCAACCUGUGCGUGAUCGGGGGAGACGGCAGCCUCACAGGGGCCAACCUCUUCAGGGAGGAGUGGAGCGGCCUGUUGGAUGAGCUCGUCCAGCAGGGGUUAAUCGAUGCGGAGGCUGCAAAGAAGUAUUAUGCCCUGCACAUCGUGGGAAUGGUGGGGUCCAUCGACAACGACUUCUGUGGCACCGACAUGACGAUCGGAACCGACUCUGCCCUGCACAGAAUCAUUGAGGUUGUGGAUGCGAUCAUGACCACUGCUCAGAGCCACCAGAGGACAUUUGUGUUGGAGGUCAUGGGCAGGCAUUGUGGGUACCUGGCCCUGGUAAGCGCCCUUGCCUGUGGGGCGGAUUGGGUCCUAAUACCUGAGAUGCCCCCUGAAGAUGGCUGGGAGGAGCAGAUGUGCCAGAAGCUCUCUGAGACUCGAUCCCGAGGUUCGAGGUUGAACAUUAUUAUAGUUGCCGAAGGAGCCAUUGACAGACAUGGAAAAGCUAUUACCUCUAGUGUUGUCAAGGAUCUGGUUGUUCGGUGCCUGGGAUUCGACACCCGAGUGACAAUCCUGGGCCACGUCCAAAGAGGCGGCACCCCUUCUGCCUUCGACAGGAUCCUGGCCAGCCGCAUGGGAGUGGAGGCCGUCCUGGCCCUGCUGGAAACCACCGCCAACACCCCGGCCUGCGUGGUGUCCCUGUGCGGAAACCAGUCGGUUCGCCUGCCGCUGAUGGAGUGUGUGCAGAUGACACAGGAGGUGCAGAAAGCCAUGGAUGAGAAGAAGUUUGAGGAAGCAGUGAAACUGCGUGGCAGGAGUUUUGAAAACAAUCUGAAAACAUACAAACUCUUGGCCCAUCGGAAACCAGAGUCUGAGCUUCCCCAUAGCUCCUUCAACGUGGCCGUGCUGAACGUGGGCGCCCCCGCGGCCGGCAUGAACGCUGCCGUGCGCUCCGCCGUCAGGGUGGGCAUCACCGAGGGCCACAAGAUGUUCGCGGUCAACGACGGCUUCGAGGGGUUCUACAAGGGACAGAUAAAGGAAAUUAAAUGGGGAGAUGUUGGUGGCUGGACUGGCCAGGGUGGAUCACUGCUGGGAACAAAACGAACACUUCCUGCAAAGCACACUGAGAAAAUCGCUGAGCAAAUGCGGAAGCAUAACAUUAAUGCGCUGCUUGUUAUUGGUGGAUUUGAGGCCUACCUGGGACUGAUGGACUUGUUAGCUGCCCGUGGGAAAUAUGACGAGUUCUGUGUCCCCAUGGUUAUGGUACCAGCCACUGUCUCCAACAAUGUACCGGGUUCAGAUUUCAGCAUUGGCGCAGACACUGCUCUCAAUGCUAUCACUAAUACGUGCGACCGAAUCAAGCAGUCGGCCAGCGGGACCAAGCGCCGCGUCUUCAUCAUCGAGACCAUGGGGGGCUACUGCGGCUACCUGGCCACCGUCGGGGGGCUGGCCGCUGGCGCUGAUGCCGCCUACAUCUACGAGGAGCCCUUCGACAUUCGAGACCUCCAGGCCAAUGUGGAGCACUUGACAGAGAAGAUGAAGACCAGCAUCCAGAGAGGUUUGGUACUGAGAAACGAGAACAGCAGUGAAAACUACACAACUGACUUCAUCUAUCAGCUGUACUCAGAGGAGGGCAAGGGUGUGUUCGACUGCAGGAAGAACGUUCUCGGCCAUAUGCAGCAGGGUGGUGCGCCGUCCCCUUUCGACAGGAAUUUCGGGACGAAGAUAUCUGCCAAAGCUAUGCAGUGGAUCUCUAAGAAGCUCAAGGAGACAUAUAGACAAGAUGAAGGGAGGGUGUUUGCCAACACAGAGGACUCAGCCUGUCUCCUGGGCAUGCGGCGUCGUGCGCUCAUCUUCCAGCCAGUGGUGCAGCUCAAGGAUGAGACGGACUUUGUCCACAGAAUUCCGAAGGAGCAGUGGUGGCUGAAACUCCGCCCCCUGAUGAAGAUCCUGGCCAAGUACAAGACCAGCUAUGACGUGUCGGACGCCGGCCAGCUGGAACAUGUGGAGCGGAACAGGCCCAAAGAGACCGACGCCUCGGCCAUCUGAGGCC